Molecule: messenger RNA, 600 nt
Organism: Nematostella vectensis (starlet sea anemone)
Lineage: Eukaryota; Metazoa; Cnidaria; Anthozoa; Actiniaria; Edwardsiidae
Exons: 3
Coding region: 74-550 (158 amino acids)
Source: RefSeq, a predicted model, not a curated record
AAUAAGAUGACGUCACCAACCGUCGCAAUUGUGACGUCUAAGUGCCACCCCGUAUGGCAUAAGAAUGUGAAAAAUGAAGAGAGAAUUUUUGCUUUUCGCGGCGACCACGCUUGUUUGUAUUGGAUUCGGUAACGCGAUCACUUGCAACCACUGCUUAAACAAUGGGACGAUAACCGAGUGCCUGAAGAAGGGGGAGGUAAAAAAGUGUGCGCAGGAUUCGCAAUGGUGCUUUUACCAAGAGUCCCAACCUUACCAUCGCAAUGGAAAAGGAAAGUGGACCGUUAGUAUGGGAUGCGGAACACCUAUUAACAACGGAUGCGACGAAAGAAUGGGGACCCUUAAAUGCAAGCACUUCUGCAGCUAUAAAGAAAACUGUAAUUCAGAUAUGGCACGCAGGCCAGAGCGGCUCAUUCCAACGGCAGGAUCUGAAUCUGUGAACGAGCGACCGCUAGACAUGGCGGUAAUUGUCAUGCUCUAUAUAAUCGUUAUUCAUGUCGGGUGGGACGAGUUUUUACGGACUCUGAUGAAGGCUGCAACUAUCUGUUUCUGAAAUUAAUGAUUUAUUUUGUUAUGGAACAAAUAAACCUACAAGUUGUGGUA